CGUAAUAAGAAUUUUAGGUCUGAACAGCAAGAAACACUACAAGAAGUACAAGUGGAGGAAAUAGAAAGGAAAGAGCCCUCGUUACCGCCAUAGCCACAGCCGCAGCAGAGGCAGCGAAGUGGGCUUUCUAGGAAGCGUGGGCGCGGACAACAAACACUUCUAGGAGAAGCAAUUAGAACUGAACAUUUUGAUGGAGAAGGCUCAAUUGCCCAUCCCAGAGAGCCGCCGGAUGUUGGGUCAGGGGAGAAGGUGAUGGAGAAAGCCUCAAUUGUGGAGUUUAAGGAGACCCCACAGAGAAAGGGCGGUCGACGGAGUCGGCGUGGACAGAAGCAGCCAGAAGAGGCUAUAGGAACUGAAACAAAGGGAUCAGAUGAUCAUGUUGAUGAUGCUAGCUUGAUGAUCAUCCCUGUUGAGGAGUAUUUUUCGCCGCUGCACUCAUUUAGUUCUCCUGGAGAACUUGUGAACCAACCAGAAGAAAUGAGGAUUGUUGCUAGUGAUGUCGGAAAUAAUGAUAGUCCGACGAUGGUCCCAUGUAGUGAGGCAACUAGGGCUCUGGUAGGAGAGAUGGUAUUCUCUGUAACUAAUGGUGGGGAGCCUUUGCAGAUGGUGCUGCCACAGAGUUCUAGAGAACCAGUGGAACAAGCAGAACCGAGAACCACUGCUACUGAUGCUAAUGACUCCUUUACGGUCUUAUCCAGUGUUGCAAUUAUUGCUGAGAUGGAGGACAAGGGAGCUCUAGCUUCGGUUUGUGAAGAUGGGGAGCCCUUGCAGACACUGCAACAGCUGCUACCAAGUCCCCAUAGGGACAGGCAGCUAAAUCACCCAGAGUUGGAAACCUUUUCUACUGAUGUUUGUAACUAUGAUUCGAUAGAUUCUGCUUUGGAGAAGGAAGCUUCUGUAACUGAGUGCAGGCAGUUCUUGCAGCAGCCGCAGCAUUUGAGUGCCCAUGUGGAUGAGCGGCAAAAACAUCUAGAAGUGGGAAGCCCUGCUUCUGUUGCCAACAACGAUGGCUUGAUAGUUUUAUCAGUUGGGCCUCUUACGGUUGUGGAAAAUAUGGUGAAGGAAAAGGAAAUGCCUGAAGAACAGCUGCCUCAGGAACAACAAUUGUCCCUCCAAUGUAUUGAUGACGAUGUCAUUAAGGAAUGUUGUUGGAACUCCAAGUCUCUUAAGAAGGAGAAAGAAGGGAAGCCAAACAAGAAUUCAGAGUCAACUAGGCGAUGGAGUUUACGUCUUGCAAAACAAUCAGCGGGAGAAGAAGCAGAAGCAGCAACCUAA
Messenger RNA from Telopea speciosissima, 1275 nucleotides. RefSeq lists its product as uncharacterized. The record is from RefSeq and is a predicted model, not a curated record. Lineage: Eukaryota; Viridiplantae; Streptophyta; Magnoliopsida; Proteales; Proteaceae. The coding region runs from base 253 to 1275 and encodes 340 amino acids. The transcript is spliced from 3 exons.